This is a messenger RNA of Arabis nemorensis, 1200 nucleotides long. Lineage: Eukaryota; Viridiplantae; Streptophyta; Magnoliopsida; Brassicales; Brassicaceae. The record is from the annotation of a GenBank genome assembly.
AUGAGAACACUUGUUGGAUUUUGCUUCAUCUGUCUCUUAAUCGGACAAGAUCUACCUUUUCUAGUUGCAGAUGACGUCAUCAAUGAUUCGUCUCAAAAUCUCUGUUUUGGAAACAGAUUAUCCGAUUUCCUCCCUCCACCUUACAACAACAUCUCCGAUUCAAUGCCUUGUACACCUCUCUGGAACACAUUCGUCUUAAGGUACUCAGAAAACAGAGACAAUGUAAUGACGAUAAUAGUCUCGGCUUUAUACACAACCGGAUGGGUCGGAAUCGGAUUCUCUAAAGAUGGAAGAAUGGUUGGAUCAAGUGCGAUGAUUGGAUGGAUUUCAAAGAAGGGUCAUGCUAAAAUCAAUCAAUACUAUCUCCAAGGAACAGAGAGAGAUCAAGUUGUGCCGGAUCAAGGAGAGUUACAAUUACAAAAAGUUCCUCCGGUGGUUGCUCUUCACGGAGCAAUGAUUUACUUAGCUUUUCAGGUUAAAUUCGCCGUUAAAGUUCCUCGUAGAGCCGUGAUUCUUGCGUUUAGCACAACUUUUCCUUCGAAGCUAGGUCGUUUGAGUAAGCAUGAUGAUAAAACCACAGUUAUAGUCGAUUUCUCAAAAGCAAGUGGAGCAAGAACAUCGAUAGAUACGACCGUUUCUACGGAGAGGACAAAGCAUGGGAUAAUGGCGAUACUUGGAUGGGGUUUCUUGCUUCCUUUAGGAGCAAUCCUAGCAAGAUAUCUUAGACAUAGAGACCCUCUUUGGUAUUAUCUUCAUAUCGGUUUUCAAUUCGCGGGUUUUAUCUUCGGUUUAGCGGCUGUUAUUCUCGGUAUACGGCUUUACAAUAAGAUCCAACCGGAUAUACCUGCGCAUCGAGGCAUCGGGAUCUUUCUUCUAGUCCUUAGCAUUCUUCAGGUAUUGGCUUUCUUUGCGAGGCCGCAAAAGGAGACAAAGAUGAGGAGAUAUUGGAAUUGGUAUCAUCAUUGGAUUGGAAGAAUCUCUUUGUUUUUUGCAGCAGUGAACAUUGUUCUUGGGAUUCGAUACGCGAAUAAUGGAGGAGAUGGUUGGAAAAUUGGUUAUGGAUUUGUUUUGGCAGUGACAUUACUUGCUUUUGUUGUUCUUGAAAUAUUCAGGAUUCGUGGCUCCAUUGGUUCACCAUCUUCUUCUUCUUCUCAUACGCCUCCUUCUUUUGAGACACAUCCAAGUUCUACUAGUGUUUGA